CCGAUAGACGGCACUGACUGGCAUCACUGCUGGGCACUGACUGGCAGCACUGCUGGGCUGCACUGGUGGGUGGGCACAGGUGGGUGGCACUGCUGGGCACAGGUGUGUGACACUGCAGAGUGGCACAGGUGGGUGCACUGCUGGGCACAGGUGGGUGAUCUGCUGGGCACAGGUGGGCGGAACUUGCGGGUGCCACUGCUGGGCACCAAUCAUCAGGGCACUGAUCAUCAGUGCCCUGAUGAUCGGUGCCGAUCCUCGCUCUGACAACUGCCGGUUCUCG
Staurois parvus is the source of this 280-nucleotide messenger RNA. Lineage: Eukaryota; Metazoa; Chordata; Amphibia; Anura; Ranidae. The record is from the annotation of a GenBank genome assembly.